Scaptodrosophila lebanonensis is the source of this 1471-nucleotide messenger RNA. It is a transcript of the gene bys, whose product is annotated as bystin. Gene Ontology annotation, molecular function: snoRNA binding. Gene Ontology annotation, cellular component: preribosome, small subunit precursor; nucleolus; cytoplasm. Bases 64 to 1386 code for a protein of 440 amino acids. The transcript is spliced from 5 exons. NCBI's taxonomy places the organism in Eukaryota, Metazoa, Arthropoda, Insecta, Diptera, Drosophilidae. Gene Ontology annotation, biological process: rRNA processing. The record is from RefSeq and is a predicted model, not a curated record.
CAUCACAGCACGUGUAAAAAUCUACUUCCAUUAUUGUUGUUAAUUUUUAGCAAACACGCAAAAAUGGGGAAGCCUAAAAAAGCAAACUUGGCGCCACAGAAAAAUGUCAAUUUGGAAAAACAGAUUACCGAAGGAAAGGUGGCAAAACACAGAAACAAGGACAAGUUUAAAUUGCGCGCUGAGGAGACGCCGAACAUUGAUGCUAAAAGCAGCCAAAAGAUUUUGGCAGCUGCUAAACAACAACAGUUGGAACUGAAUGAAGAGAACUUUCCAAGUUUAGUGGAUAGGAAGAUCGCUAAAUUUAAUUUACGCGAUGAUGACAAAAUUGCGGAAGAAGAAGUUAACGAAACGGAUUUCAUGCCUGAUUUGGACAUGGAUGCUGAGGAUCUUGCUGCCUUUGAGCGAUUCGCACAGCCGCCUAAGGAGGGGGCGGGCAAGCGCACACUGCAAUUGUCCGAAAUGAUUAUGCAAAGGAUUCAGGAGAAGGAAGCAGACAUACAUACGAAAGUCUCCGAUGAAGGCUCACUUCAAAUUGAAGAAAUUGAUCCCAGGGUAAAGGAGAUGUACGAAGGCGUCCGGGAUGUAUUAAAACGCUACCGCAGCGGCAAAGUUCCAAAAGCCUUCAAAAUAAUACCCAGACUGAGAAACUGGGAGCAAAUACUUUUCAUUACGGAGCCGCAUAACUGGACCGCUGCAGCAAUGUUCCAAGGCACACGCAUAUUUUGCUCAGUGCUGUCCCAGGCGAUGGCUCAGCGAUUUUACAAUCUGGUGCUACUUCCACGAGUGCGCGACGAUCUCUGCGAAUAUAAGAAGCUUAACAUGCACUUGUACAAUGCUCUGAAACGUGCACUCUUUAAGCCGGCCGCCUUUAUGAAAGGCAUUAUACUGCCCUUGCUGGAAUCGGGUGAUUGUACAUUACGUGAGGCAAUUAUAUUUGGCAGUGUAAUUGCCCGGAACUCGAUACCUGUGCUGCAUUCGUCAGCUUGUCUCCUUAAAAUUUGUGAAAUGAACUACUCUGGUGCCAAUUCAAUAUUUAUACGGUACUUCCUUGACAAGCGCUACGCCUUGCCAUACCGCGUCAUUGAUGCGGCCGUCUUUCACUUUUUAAGAUUCGAAAACGAGAAGCGCGAAUUGCCAGUUCUGUGGCAUCAAAGUCUGCUUGCUUUCGCGCAGCGUUACAAAAAUGAUAUAUCAUCCGAGCAAAAGGAUGCUCUUCUUCAGCUUUUAAAAAAACAAUUCCAUCCAAAGAUUACAGCAGAUAUCCGCAGGGAACUGCAAGCAGCUGUAUGCCGUGAUAUAGAAAUGAUGGAAACUGAUGCUAAUGGUGGAGUAAAAGCUAAGGACGUCACAAUGUUCACAGAUGCCGAUGUCGAGUAUUUCGGUUAAACUCAACUCCAAUAUUGGAUUUUAUGCAUAGUGUAUAAAUUAUAUUGUUAUAUUUGUAAAAAAUAUAAAUCACAAACUAAACCAA